CGCGGCUCCGUGCGGGGCAGCCGGCAAAAGCCCCGCGCCGCGCCGCGCCCCGCGCACACCGCCCCGCUCCCGCAGCGCCGCCGCUGCUCCGAGCCCCCUGCCCUGCCCGGCUCGGCUCGGCACGGCUCCACGCCGAGCCACGGCACGGCACCGCCUCGCCGGGCUCCUCCCGAGGCGUGAGGCGGGCGAUGCCUCUCGCCGCCGGGCGCCUGGUUCCCGGGGCGCGGCGGCGCUCGGCGGCUGCCCCUGCUGCAGCCCCUCCAGCCCCUGCAGCCCCUACAUCCCCUGCAGCCCCCUCGGGCGCCCCGAGAGCAGGUUUGACUGUAGGUACUGAAGCGGGGAUCGACGGCGCAUAAAGAUGCUGAAGGGUGUUUGGUUGCUCAGUUUGUUAACAGUGGCUGGGAUCUCGCAGACAGAGAGUCGCAAACCUGCCAAAGACAUUUGCAGCAAGAGCCGCUGCCCUUGCGAGGAGAAGGAGAACGUGCUAAAUAUUAAUUGUGAAAACAAAGGAUUUACAACCGUCAGCCUCCUGCUGCCGCCACCGUCCAAGAUCUACCAGCUCUUCCUCAACGGGAACGCGCUGACCCGCCUGUUCCCCAAUGAGUUCGUCAACUACUCCAACGCCGUGACCCUGCACUUGGGCAACAACGACAUGCAGGAGAUCCGCACGGGGGCCUUCAGCGGGCUCCGCACCCUCAAGAGGCUGCACCUCAAUAACAACAAGCUGGAAGUGCUGAAGGAGGACACAUUCCUGGGCUUGGAGAGCCUGGAGUACCUGCAAGCCGACUACAACUACAUCAGUGCCAUCGAAGCGGGGGCCUUCAGCAAGCUGAACAAGCUCAAAGUGUUGAUUCUCAAUGACAACCUCCUGCUGUCCUUGCCCAGCAAUGUCUUCCGCUUUGUGCUCCUCACCCACCUGGACCUGCGGGGCAACCGGCUGAAGAUGAUGCCUUUUGCUGGUGUGCUGGAGCACAUUGGAGGCAUCAUGGAGAUCCAACUUGAAGAAAACCCUUGGAACUGCACCUGCGACUUGCUGCCACUCAAGGCCUGGCUAGACACCAUCACCGUCUUUGUGGGUGAGAUAGUCUGCGAAACACCUUUCAGGCUGCAUGGGAAAGAUGUGACCCAGCUCACCAGGCAAGAUCUCUGCCCUAGGAAAAGCUCCAGUGAUUCAAACCAGAAGGAAAAACACCCUGUCCUCUCAGACCCACAUAUCUCAAGGUUACUGCCCACAGCUAACUCUGCCAUCAAUCCCACCAGAGCCCCAAAAGCCAGCCGCCCCCCAAAAACCAGGAACCGCCCUACACCCCGUGUCACUGUGUCAAAAGACAGACAAAUAUUUGGACCUAUCAUGGUUUACCAGACAAAGUCUCCUGUGCCCAUCACCUGCCCAGCCGGCUGCAUCUGUACGUCACAGAGCUCAGACAAUGGACUAAAUGUGAACUGCCAAGAGAAAAAGAUAAGUAACAUCUCUGAUCUCCACCCUAAGCCAACCAGUCCAAAGAAACUUUACCUUACCAGUAACUAUCUACAAGUCAUUUACAGAACCGAUCUUGUAGAGUACAGCUCUCUGGAUUUGUUACAUCUAGGAAACAACAGAAUUGCAGUGAUACAAGAAGGUGCCUUUACAAACCUCACAAGUUUACGUAGACUUUAUCUUAAUGGCAACUACCUUGAGAUUCUGUACCCUUCUAUGUUUGAAGGGCUGCAGAGCCUGCAGUAUCUCUACCUAGAGUACAAUGUCAUUAAGGAGAUCCUGCCGCAUACCUUUGAUGCUCUGAGUAAUCUUCAUCUGUUAUUCCUCAACAACAACCUGCUCAGAUCCUUGCCCGACAACGUCUUUGGCGGCACUUCCCUCACCAGACUCAACCUCAGAAACAACCAUUUCUCGCACCUGCCGGUGAGAGGAGUCCUAGAUCAGCUCUCGGCUCUAAUUCAGAUCGACCUCCAGGAGAACCCGUGGGACUGCACGUGUGACAUUCUGGGGCUGAGGAACUGGAUAGAGCAAGUCACUGACCAGAACAACCACCAGUCAAAUGCCCCCGUUGUUAUCAACGAAGUCAUCUGCGAGUCUCCCACCAAGCAUUCUGGAGAGCAUCUGAAAUUCCUGAGCAAAGAAGCCAUCUGUCCAGAGAACCCCAACUUGUCAGACUCUUCUCUCCUGUCCAUGAAUCAGAACACAGAUACCCCCCAGCUCCUCGGUGUCUCACCCAGCUCCUAUCCGGAAAUACACACUGAAGUUCCACUGUCUGUCUUAAUUUUAGGCUUGUUGGUUGUGUUCAUUUUGUCAGUCUGUUUUGGGGCAGGCCUGUUUGUCUUUGUCCUUAAGCGCCGGAAGGGGGUGCAAAGCAUGCCCAGUAGCGCCAACAACUUAGAUAUAAGUUCAUUUCAGCUCCAGUACGGGUCCUACAACUCUGAGACCCAUGACAAAACCGAAGGACAUGUUUAUAACUACAUUCCCCCUCCCGUUGGACAGAUGUGCCAAAACCCGAUCUACAUGCAAAAGGAAGGGGAUCCAGUUGCCUAUUACAGGAAUCUCCAUGAGUUUAGCUAUAGCAACCUUGACCACAAAAAGGAAGAUCCCACCAGUCUUGCAUUUACAAUCAGUGCAGCUGAGUUACUGGAAAAGCAGUCCUCACCUCGGGAGCCAGAGCUGCUGUAUCAAAAUAUUGCAGAAAGGGUCAAGGAACUCCCCACCGGAGGAUUAGUUCAUUAUAACUUUUGCACCUUACCCAAAAGGCAGUUUGCCCCUUCGUAUGAAUCCAGACGCCAAAACCAGGACAGGAUAAAUAAAACUGUUUUAUAUGGAACUCCCAGGAAAUAUUUUGCAGAACAAUCUAAACCUGAGCAUCCUUUACUCCAAGGAAAGCUACAAACAGAACCAGACUACCUCGAAGUUCUGGAAAAACAAACUGCAAUCAGCCAGCUGUAAGGGGGGAGGUGGGAGGCAAAGGAAAAUUUUUAAAUGAGCUCAGCAUCAAAUUUGAUUGAUUCUGAGCUCAGUGCUGAUGUCAUCUGUCGCAUUCCCAACGUUUUCACUUUUUAAAUUAGAGAGGGAGUAAGAGAGAGAAAUGGAACCCUUACAGCACAGCAGGGAUAUGGUGUUGCUUUUGCAACGCUCCCUUUAAGUUAUUUCUAUCUCUCUCUCCUUUUGAACCUUCUGUAGGAACUGCCACCACAAAUGUAUGUUUCUGUAAUAAAUCUUGCGUAAUUCUUUUUCAUUUGGAAGGAAAUGAGGAAGGGGGUCUUUGGGUUUUUCUGUUGUUUUUUUCUUUUCAUUUCAAAGUGGAAACUUAAUGUAUUCUGUAGAAGAUCUCCAAAGAUCUUUUUUUUUUUUCCUGGACUAUGACUUUCUUUUGUAAAUAAUAAUAUACAGUACUGCUGUUUCAAUUACCAAGUAUAGCCACUGGGCGUCACUUUUUUGUGUUAAAGUGCCUUUGCACUUUAAGUACAUUAUUACUUAAUUGUUGCUCUUAGCUUUGAUAAAUUGAACCUAUUUUAAUGUGUUGUAUUUUUGAAAUUAAAAAAAAUAUGUAAAAUAGACCUAUAUGUCAGCUGCAUUAAAUCAGAAGGUUUGAUUUAUAGGAAAGCUGCCCAUCUUUAAAUGAAUCUAGUUCUAGGACCUUACAAACUGAACUGUAAUUUAUUGGGGUAUAUUUUUUUCCCUCUGGGUUUGUUCAGAGUGAUUCACUGAAAUCAACUGAGAGGAUUUAGCAAUGGACUAGAGGUUAUCAAAUGCCUCAGCUGGGAGUAACAGCUCAUUAAUAAAACACGUUUAACACAAUAUCAUAGUGAACUGAACAAUUAAUGUCCUUCUUAAUUCAUUGCAUUGCAGUUCUAACAUGGUUCAGUGGUUUAAGAUUAUUUUCGUACUUAGGAGAAUAUUACUCACAGUAUUUUAUCCAUUAAAUUGGGUAUUUUUGUGCAUUUUAUGACAGCAUUUAUAUUUAUAACUUUUUGGACUGAAAUUAACAUUUCAUUUUCCUGCUAGAUACAGCAACUUUUUUUGUAAGCAGGGACACCAGCAGGGGUCAUCCCACACUUCAUUACUUUUUUUAACAUACAGGCAAAUGAACCAAUGCCAAAGGUAAAAUUUGAACCAAGGUCUUUUCAAGUCCUCCAAAUGAAGGUAGCAGAGAUCACUUUGUGCAUCAUACUAACUUUCAGUAGACUGAACUAUGUCAAGUUCUCUGUCUGUAAAGCAACAGUAAUAAUGCAGCGAUUCUAGUCUACUAGAGGAAACUUUCUAUUAAGUCCAUUAUCUUAAAUUUUGUCAAAUGUUCUAAGCUAACUGAAUUCACUCAACAUGAGUUUUUGUACGCUCAUCAGUGAACAUACGCAAUAUGUAUUCUCCCUUCCCAUUAACUCAGGCCUGUUUUACUUCAAGAUUUACCUUAUCAACUUCAAUUUGCAUUUUCUUCCUGGAGAAUAUCGAAACCAUUUUUAUUAACAAGUCAAACUUUAUUGAGCCUUAUUAGCUUCUAAAUAAUUUUUAGAUGCAAACAUUAUUGUGUGAUUUAAACAAACAGCCCUUAUUUACAACAAAACCAGUUUUGUUUUGUCUAUUGUAAAUCCUUAUGCAACUGGGAUGGUGAUCUGCAUAUAAAGUAGGCUAGGCUUUUCAAUUCCUUAUUAAAGCAAUUGAUGGAGUCUGAAAGAAGCACACUGUUUCCUUUUCAUAAAUAGGUUACUGCACAUAAUAAUCCUUUAUUAUCAUGCAGAGAUUGAAGUGGCCUCUGCUGACUGAUUUUUAGAGCUUUACUAUAGUUAGUAAUACAGUAUCUACAACUCUGAGAAAUUUUCAGCAAUAGCAUUUGAGCUAUAAAUGACUACAAUCAAUGUUGUUCUAAUCAGGACUUUGGCAAUAGGAAGUCACUUUAUAUUUUAAGGCUAAAGAGACUUUGCAUGUGUAUUGCCAGAUAUCUGAGUCAUUCAGUAAACUGUCUUCUAAUGAUUGAUGUGACAUCUGAGUACACUACUAUGCUAACAUGUCGAUUCUUUAUGUUUUGAGUCCAUAGCAUCUAUGUCUGUUCAUUAGAUCAGGUUUAAAACUGGAGUGCCACAAUGAACUACUGAAUAAUCAGUCUUCAAAAUGGUCUCACUUCAAGAAGGAGGCGAAAUGGUAUCACUUUAGUUGCACUUGGAACAUUUGACCGGAAUAGCAUCCAUCUUUGAGUGAGGUAUUUGUCUGAAAUCUUCCAGUAGUGACUGUCCUAUUAUUGCUCCUUUUCCUGGGUGCUUAAAAGCGUUUAUUGCUGAAACCCUACGAAAAGUAUAAGGCUUAUUUUAAAGUUAUUAACUCUUUCCAGGCUUGAUUUUAGUAUUGUCUGCAAAACAAGUACUGUGUUAUAUCCGGCACUCUAGCAGCUAGGAUAUUAUCUAUUAUUGUCUAGAAAACCAGAACAAAUUACAUCUUUUUUUCCUCAGAAAAAUGCUAUUUUUUUCCUACAAAAAAUAUUUUUCAAUUGUAAAGCGUUCACAAACAACAGACAGAGGUAUUGGAUUCUUUUAGUGACUUUCUCUUAUUUACUUUUACUGUUUGAGUCUCAGGCUGACUUUCAUGCUUUCUUUGGUAGCAUAGCAAUAUUUUAGAGGUUGCUGUUGCUUUACAUUUCCUUAGCUUUCAUAGUGGAAUUUAUUUAGUGACUGGAUUUUGGUUUGCAUCACCAGUACCAACUUAAAAAUCAUUAUAGCUGUGGAUCUUUUAUGUUCGUUUUUAUACCCUCCAGCUGACAUCUAUUAAACAAUUCUUUUCAUAGUGAGUAUAGGUGAGAAUUUUUUUUUUUCAGUUACACUUAAAGAGAUUUGUUUAACAGGGAAAAUGUGUUGGCAGCUUCGGUGUAGAAGGUCUCUACAUUUCUUUAGCUGUGCAGCCCUGGAAGCCACUGCUUGUUAGGGGAAUGCUGUUUGUCUGACUAAUGGCUUGAUAAUGAGUCUGAAAAAAAAAAAAUUCCUUCAGAGAUUCAAGAUUUAAGCUGUCAACAUUAUGUAACCAGGUUAGUGAAAUAUUUUUUUUUUGCCCAGGAAAAUGGGAUACAGAUUUUUUUUCUUCCUAAUUUUUCAUUUGUGAGAAUAGAUAUAAUGACCUUUACAGAAACAAUAACAGUACAGACAGAAACAGUAUUAAAAAUAUACAGUUAUCUCCAGUGCAGAUAAGGGACAGUACACUUCCAAUGCACGAAUUUGUUUUGGGGAAGGUUGUUUUUCUGUGUAGCCAUGAAGUUUGGCAAAAUAUGACCUUAGAAACUGGAUUUCAGUAAGUAACUUCAACAGCAAAAUGGGGAGAGAUGCUAACCUUACACUACCUGCGCCCAAACUGCCCUGUGUUUCCUAGGCAGACAUCUGUCUCCUCAGACAAACCCGUGGUUUUGCUAGCAGUAGAGCACAGCUGGAGGAUGACACAUAAAUUCUGACAAAACAAAUGCUGCUUUUUGCAAAAGGGUCUGCAUUUUGUACGUUUUCUCAAGUCUGCUGCAGAGCCACUCCAAAUGCCCCUUGGUAGUUCUCCUUUUAUCAGUCUUGCUCUUCAAUCAGAUUUCAUCCUCUCAGGUUCCAGCAUUUGCUUAGUUCUUACCUCACCUCCAAUUUCUGUACUUCCCAAGCCCCCACCAUGUAGUGCUCCCGCCUCUCCCCUCAAAUUUGUCCCCCUGGGCUCUUUCCUUUUCUUCCUAAGCUAGCUAUAGAGGACCUAUUUCAGUGUUGAAGGAAAUGAAUAUCCCUGCUCUGCUGAGAGCUCAGCACUUACCUCUUCCUUUAGCUAUUAAAAUUAAAGACUAAAACUCAUUGUGGGUCUCUAGAGUCACUAGCAAAAAACAGGCCACACAAAGGUGACUUCUUCCAUUCCAAAAUAUAAGGCAUGAACUAAGUUCCAGAUAUGCCUGCUUUUUUUCCUGUAACUGUAGAGAGUAUACCUGAUGAGCACUGGUUAGAUAGCUAAUUCCUUCAUAGCUGCAGUAAGCCCAGCCUGAUCAUUUCUAGCAUUUCCAUGUACAAUAUUUGUGCUCUGCUGGUUAUCUGCCAGUCUUUACCCUAAGAUAUUUCUAUUCUGUCUAUGAGAAAAAUGUUCCCAGCGUUGUUUAUGGACUGCUUCAGUCAAAGGCACUGACUUUUUACAACACAUUCUUGUGCUGGUAGAGAACUAUACAGUAGGGUUUGUUUGGUUUUCUUUUUCUUCCCAUCAACAGUUGAAUGUGUAAAAUGAAAAUCAAACUUAAGAAAAGUUAGAAGCUGUAAUUAGUAGUGUCAAGAUGAGGGUACCAGCAAGUUAAAUUGCCUAAAUAAAAGUCUUCUUAUAUAGGGAUACAAAUGCCAUAAUUUUAAACUGCUCAUGAGUGAAAUGAGAUACUGGAAAUGUUAAUGAAACUUCUUACAGGCUAAUCACUGAUACAGUUUGUGAUUUUUCAUAUUACUGUUGUUGCAGACAGUAAAUGUCAUUUAAUGGAGAAAAUAAACUGUUUCCCAGAGUUCCCUCCCCAAACUGUAGAACUCCCAAACCAACAGAUAAAUUAACUUAUGCAGAUGAUGUGACAUUUCUUGUAUUUUUCCCUUCAUUUUUUCAAAGUAUUCUGUAGGAGAAGUCCAGAAGUUAUUCUUUUGUAAGAGGAUCAUUAAGUCUGUUUGGAUUAUUGAUCUCAUAGCUUUUCUGGGCACAAGGCCAAUCAUUUUGACUAAGGUUUUUAAUCCUAGCUAAUGAGGGAGGAGGAUUAAUGAGAAGUUUUUGUUGUUUCUUCUUGUUGGAGGGUUGGUUGGAUUUUUUUGAAACCAUAGAUUGACAUGUUUAUGAAUACAGAUGAAUAGAUUGUUUUGAAUGAAAGAAAUGUUGGAGCCGCAAUUGGAGAUGCAAUCAUUCUAAAGACCAAAUAGACUCAAGUGAGAGUGAAGUCUGAAAAACAAGACAUCAAAAAUCAGUUUUCUUCCUGAGAUCAUAAACAUGGAGGGCCCCCAUUUGAGUACAACAUCAGCUUUUGUUGCAUAAUAUUAAAGAUUUAGAAGGAUGAAAUUAGGUGCCAGAUGCACCUCCUUUAUCUUUAAAGAUGUUCAGGUACUAAAGUGUUCAUUUAGAAUCUGGUUCUCAUCUCUACUUGUUACCCUAUUUAUGCAUGCAUCUACGUUACCACUGGUUACACACUGUGCUUGAAAAAGUGAUCAGUGGGAAGUUUGGAAGAGUAAAGCUAGUUGCAAUAUUGCCAAAUCUUUUUUUAUCUAUAUUUUUAAAAAUACAAUGAAUUAACUAUCGGUUAAUAAUGUCUUUUUUAAAUUAUUAUUAUUUCUAAGGACCUUUGCAAAAACUGACAUUUCAGCUGUUCAAGUCAAUCUAUGUGGCUAGUUAGAACAAGAGCAACACACAACUUGUUGCUGAUUUUAAAAUGGAAGCUAGCACUACCAUUUAGAAACUCAGAGAAUUUGCGUUAGUAUUUGCAGUGUAACAGCAAUUGCACCAACAACACGUGUCUGCAAUACGACGUCAGGGUUCUUUAUGGUCACAGAACAAGUAUAGAUUUGCGUCUUAGCAACACCGAUUUCUUGUAUCUUCUUUUCUCACCCUCCACAUGAAUUGCUCCCGAGAGCCAGAAGUGUUAGGCACCAAUUAUCUUCUGUGUAGGAGGCAAUACAGCCAUUUUAAGAAUGCUGUCUGCAUUGGAAAAGGCACAGCUAAUGUAUAUAGAAACCUGUUGCAGUUAUCUCCUCUUGAGAUAAGAGCUAUUUCCAUACAAAAGCUUAGAAAAAAAUCCCCGUGAAAU
Cygnus olor (mute swan) is the source of this 8741-nucleotide messenger RNA. RefSeq names its product SLIT and NTRK like family member 2 (gene SLITRK2). Gene Ontology annotation, molecular function: protein binding. The record is from RefSeq and is a predicted model, not a curated record. Lineage: Eukaryota; Metazoa; Chordata; Aves; Anseriformes; Anatidae. The transcript is spliced from 2 exons. Bases 359 to 2932 code for a protein of 857 amino acids. Gene Ontology annotation, biological process: positive regulation of synapse assembly; axonogenesis; regulation of presynapse assembly. Gene Ontology annotation, cellular component: glutamatergic synapse; membrane.